AUGGCAUGCGACCCUGCCAGGGGUGAACUUCCAGCCCGCACGCAGCCAGUCCUCGAACCUUCCCUCCUUCGCAUGGAAGCUGACCGAGCUCCCUCGGUCCUGUGGAGCCUGCCCAAUGCCGAGCACUACGCCCUGCAGUACGCGGACGGGCGGCAGACCUACAUCACUGAGUCGAACCGCGGGGAGAUUAAGAACGGGAGCAUUUUACGGCUGACCACCUCCCCGGACCAAGAAGCAGAGAGGUUGUACAGCGGGAUCCAGAGCAACAACUCGGAUGUGAAGACUGACUCGCUGAAGAAGCUUGCGAGCCUCUCCCAGGAUGUCACCUUUGCUCAGGAGUUCAUCAACAGGAAUGGCUUGAAACAAAUCUUCUAUAUAGUGGAAGAAGGGAAUGAUACAGGGGAGAUGCUAGCUCACACCCUGAAGGCCUUCAUGGAGCUGAUGGAGCAUGAUUUCGUUUCCUGGGAGACUCUUAGUGCAGCCUUCAUCAAGAAAAUAGUGAGUUACGUCAAUAUGAACGCGGUGGAUGCGUCUGUCCAGCAGCUCUCCUUGUCUAUCUUGGAGAACAUGGUACCCACCAGUCGUCCCCUCUUUGAGCUAGUCAAAAAAGAAGUGACGCUGGAUCGUCUUCUCACCCACCUGCAGGUGACAAACGCCCAGCUGCAGCUGAAGGCGAUGGCCCUGCUCAUUGCGCUGCUGCUGGCUGCCACCGAGGCUGAGCGGCGGGACAUGAUGGACUACCUGAGGGAGAAGAACAUCAGGCAGUUUAUCCACAAGAACAUCAUCCACAGCUCCGAGCCACUGGCGGAUGAGAUGGCCCAUUAUCUGUACGUGCUGCAGUCCGUCAGCCUCAACCUGUGCGAGCGUCGCAUGAGGACCUCCAUGGAUCCCUACUCACAGGAACAGCGGGAGCUCCUCCAGUCUCUGCGCCAAACCGCCUUUGAGUCGGAGAGCGAGGCACCUGCCAGCAACUUCAGCACCGAGCGCCGGCGAUCCCUGUGUGCCAAGGAGUUCCGCAAGCUGGGCUUUAACAACAGCAACCCAGCAGAGGACCUCCGCCGUGCCCCGCCAGGACUCCUUGCCCUCGACAACAUGGUGUAUUUCUCCAGGCACACCCCCAAUGCCUAUAGCAGGUUCGUCCUUGAGAACAGCAGCCGGGAAGACAAACACGAAUGUCCCUUCGCUCGAAGCAGCAUCCAGCUCACCCUGAUCCUCUGCGAGAUCCUGCACGUUGGAGAGCCGUGCUCGGAGACGGCUCAGGCCUUUUACCCUAUGUUCUUCGGGCAGGAUCAUUUCUUUGAAGAGCUCUUCUGCAUCUGCAUCCAGUUGGUGAACAAGACCUGGAAGGAGAUGCGCGCUACCCAGGAGGACUUUGACAAGGUGCUGCAGGUGGUGCGGGAGCAGAUCACCAGGACCCUGUCCCUCAAGCCCACCUCCCUGGAGUUAUUCAAGACCAGAGUGAACGCACUGAACUACAGCGAGAUCCUGAAGCUGCGGCAGACGGAGAGGCUGCACCAGGAGGAGACACUGGCCGUGCCCGUGCUAGGCUUGCCCCCAUGUCCCCUGUCACUGGGGAAGUCACAACCAGUAUGGAGCAGCAUGCCUGGCUCCCUGGACGGCUGGUGCCAUGGGGUGGGACCAAACAAGCUCUGGUACUGCCGCCUGUCACCCAACCACAAGGUGCUGCACUACGGGGACGUGGAGGAGGGGGUGCCCUCUCCCCCCAUCGAGAGCCUGCCGGAGAAAAUUCCUGUGGUGGACAUGAAGAUGCUGCUCGUGGGGAAGGAGUGUCCGCACACGAAGGAGAAGAGCUCCGGGAAGCAGAACAAGGACGUCCUGGAGCUGGCCUUCUCCAUCGUGUAUGACAUGGAGGAAUACUGCCUCAACUUUGUUGCCCCCACCCGGUAUGAGUUCUGCCUGUGGACAGACGGGCUGAACGUCCUUCUGGGCAAGGAGAUGACAAGUGAGCGAACGCAGACGGACCUCGAUGUCCUGCUGUCCAUGGAGCUCAAACUGCGCCUCCUGGACCUGGAGAACAUCAGCAUCCCCGACACUCCUCCUCCUGUCCCAAAGCCCCCGAGCAACUUAAACUUCUGCUACGACUUCAGCCACACAGAGCAGUGA
This is a messenger RNA of Charadrius vociferus (killdeer), 2124 nucleotides long. It is a transcript of the gene ELMO3, whose product is annotated as engulfment and cell motility 3. The record is from RefSeq and is a predicted model, not a curated record. The coding region runs from base 1 to 2124 and encodes 707 amino acids. The transcript has 19 exons. Gene Ontology annotation, biological process: actin filament organization; cell motility. Lineage: Eukaryota; Metazoa; Chordata; Aves; Charadriiformes; Charadriidae.